Messenger RNA from Conger conger (European conger), 9018 nucleotides. RefSeq names its product ankyrin repeat and SAM domain-containing protein 1A-like. Gene Ontology annotation, cellular component: cytosol. The coding region runs from base 1 to 3450 and encodes 1149 amino acids. The record is from RefSeq and is a predicted model, not a curated record. The transcript is spliced from 26 exons. NCBI's taxonomy places the organism in Eukaryota, Metazoa, Chordata, Actinopteri, Anguilliformes, Congridae. Gene Ontology annotation, molecular function: protein binding.
AUGGGGAAGGAGCAGGAGCUGCUAGAGGCGGCCCGCACUGGGAAUCUCGCCGCCGUUGAGAAGCUUCUGUCGGCGAGGCGCCAGUCGGCAGGGACCGGUAGUGGAUCUAGAUCCAGCCUACUCAGCCUGUGGCGCGGCCCCAGUGUGAACUGCGCAGACAGCACGGGCUACACCCCCCUCCACCACGCCGCACUCAACGGACAGAGUGAGGUGGUGCAGACGUUGCUAAGAAACGAGGCACUGACGAACAUUGCUGAUCAUAAGGGCUGUUCCCCACUGCACCUGGCAGCCUGGAAGGGGGAUCAGCGCAUCGUCCGUCUGCUGAUCCACCAAGGCCCGUCACUGCCCAAACUCAACGAGCAGAACAGCGAUAACGACACCCCGCUGCACUGCGCGGCUCAGUACGGCCACGCCGACGUAGUGCGCCUCCUGUUGGAGGAACAGGCCGACCCCACCACCCGAAACAACCGCCUGGAGACCCCCCUGGACCUGGCCGCCCUCUACGGCCGGCUGGAGGUGGUGCACCUCCUCCUGGCCUCCCACCCCGGCCUGCUGGCCUGCUGCGCCCCCACGCACACCCCCCUCCACCUGGCCGCUCGAAAUGGACACCUCCCGGUGGUGGAGGUCCUGCUGGAUGCUGGGAUGGACAUCAACUGUGAGACGGAGAAGGGGAGUGCGCUACACGAGGCAGCUCUGUUCGGCAAGACGGACGUGGUCCAGAAGCUCCUCAGCGCAGGAAUUGAUGCCAAUAUGGUGGACUCGAGGGGUCGCACUGCGCUGGACACAGUGAGGGAGGUGCCCUCCCGAAAGAGCAGAGAGAUCGCUGCGCUUAUCCGCGGUCAUGUGACAGGAAGUACCUAUGACAUGGAACUUCCACCGCCUCCCCCCUCCCCACCCUAUCAGGAUAGGUCCAGCCCCAGGAUAACAGGUAAGGUUUGGGCCUUCCCAGAAACAGAGCUGAAUGAGCAGUUCUCCAGGCCGGAGGAGGAGAACCCAUACGAGGCCCUGCUGGACCAGACCUCCUGCCACUCCCUGGACAGCCUGACCAGCGGGAGGUCCUCCGACCGGGAGUCAGGCCGCCCUGACAGCGAGGGAGGCAGGAAGGAGACUCACCCUCAUCCUCUACAACCGUCUCCAGACAGCCAGCAGGAAGUCAGCUCUGAGGCCGUGCGUGCUAACGGGAGCGUAGACCAGAGGGAGGUGAUGAUGGAGGAGGAAGGAGGAGAUCCCACCUACGAGCUCCUGCGGACCCCCAAAUCCAGAGCCCCCCUCUCUCGGCAGGACUCCGUGUCACAGACAGAUGAGGAUGAUGUCACCAUUCCUCCCCACAGUCUUCUACCUCAGAAUCAGAAUCCGUUGCCCCAGACCGCCCCAGGCAGGUCCCCUCCUCUCCUGAGGCAGGAGAAUGCUGAGGGAGCAGGACCGGGAGCUCAUGGAGAUCCCGCCAAUCCCGCCGGAGACCGGAGUACCAUCGGCAUCCCGGAACAGUUCGCUGGUCUUCUGCACGGAUCCUCCCCGGUGAUCGAGGGCAGGGAGGACCCCUUCCACACGUCGACGCGCCUGGCCCCGGGGGAUUCUGUCACAGGCCCUCCCGCCAUGUCGGCCCCCCUCCUGGACCGCGACCCCACCGCUAUCUACGCCACCGUGGUGCACUCCAGAGCUCGGGACGCCUGGGACCCCCCCGACGCCACGCCCGCCAGCAAGGCCCGGCCCCCGGGGGACCUGAUGCUGACCCGCAGCCUCUCCAAAUCGGACUCGGACCUGCUGGUGUCCCCCCCCGGGGAGGAGGAGGCGGGGGCCGGGCUGGGGGGCCGCAGCGAGUCGGUAUCCAACUGCAGCGGCGGGAAGAAGCACAUGGAGAGGUCCCCGUCUUUCACCUCCGAGUGGGACGAGGUAAGAACAGCGGCCCUCACAGGGGGCCGAGGGCCUGAUUGUCACUCUCCUCCUCAGAUUGAGAAGAUCAUGAACCUGAUUGGAGCUGGCAUCCAGUUCUCCCGGGAUCCUCCUGUCACCCCCACUGGGGCCUGUGGGCGGGGCCUGGACCAGCCCGUGGGCGAGUGGCUGGAUGGCGUGGGCGUGCCCCAGUACGAGAGCCGCCUGCUGCUCCAUGGAUUCGACGACCUCAGGUUCAUGGGUGGAGAUGUGAUGGAGGACCAGGACCUCCGUGAGAUUGGGAUCACCGACCCAGGACACAGGAAAAAGAUCCUACAUGCAGCACGUGCCCUGCCCAAGGUAAAGGCGCUGGGCUACGAUGGAAGCACCUCGCUGGCCUCCUGGCUGGACGGGCUCGGUCUGCAGGAGUACCUCCACAACUUCCUCUCCAGUGGCUACCGCACCCUGGACAGUGUGAAGAACUUGUGGGAGCUGGAGAUCGUUAAUGUGCUGAAGAUCGGGCUCCUGGGACACAGGAAGCGCAUCAUCGCCUCUCUAGCCGAGCGGCCCUAUGAGGAAGCGCCCGCCAAACCGCCCCGCCUCUCCCAGAUAAGAUGUCAGGAUCUGGCAUCUCAGAGGUCAUCCCCGAUCAGUCACAUGGACUCCUACCUGGGCCGCUCCAUGGACCCACUGCUUCCCAUGGGGGAUUCUGGGAGAUGGAGUGACAUGGACCAAGAGCACGAGGCGUCUAUCCGCCGGCCCCGCAGUGCUCGCCCCCGAUCUCACGACAGGCUGAUUGACCGGCAGAGGGAGCCCCGCCUAACGCUGAGACCCCCCAGCCACGCCGUGCCCUACGGCCCCACGCCCUCCUGGCAGCACCAGCCCGAGAAGCUCAUCUUCCAGUCCUGCGGCUACGAGGCCAGCUACCUGGGAUCGAUGCUCAUUAAGGAUCUGAGGGGCACGGACUCCACCCGAGAUGCCUGCGCCAAAAUGAGGAGGUCAACAGAGCAGAUGAGGAAGGUACCCAGCAUCGUUCUCUCCAUAACGUACAGAGGGGUGAAGUUCAUUGACGCAGGGGGUAAGAGUGUGAUUGCGGAGCAUGAGAUUCGGAACAUCUCCUGUGCAGCCCAGGACCCAGAUGACCUCUGCACCUUCGCCUACAUCACCAAGGACCUGCAGAGCAACCGGCACUACUGCCACGUCUUCAGCACAGUGGACAUGAACCUGACCUAUGAGAUCAUCCUGACUCUGGGACAGGCAUUUGAGGUGGCCUAUCAGCUGGCUCUCCAGGCCCAGAGGACCAGGCAACAAGUAAUUUCAUCAGGACCGGGGUCGGAGGUCAUCGAGACCAGGUUGAGCCGACCGAUGUCCAGUUCCCGGCGAUUGUCAGCGCUGGUGGACCCCCUGGAGCUUGAAGCAGACACACAGUCCCUGGGCAGUGCCACCUGGCUUUCGGAUCCGAGGGACUCUACCCAGCGCCCCAUCAACACCACCAACUCUCUCCUGUGUUCAAGUUUCCAGACACCAAGCUGUGAGUGCAAGGAGAGGGGGAUUUCUUGGAUUCUGUCUUGCUGGUGAAAUUUGUGUGCCUGGAGGGGGUGCGUUGGCGUGGGGGUGGAUGUUGCUGGAUUUAUGAGGUGACCCCCAUAAUAAGCCAAUCCAGCCUAAAAUACUUUUAUGCUCCCUUCCCACCACCUUGACCAAUCUGAAUUCACCCUCUCCUCCCAGCCUCUAGGGGUCAGUGUGGGAAAUAGGGUCAGCAUUAAAACCCAGGAGAGGAGUGGUAUUUUGUGGCCUCCAGCCUAAGUAGUUACAUCAGCCAGAUAAUGCGUUCGUUCAAAUCGCUCAUUUUCACUCCUUUCAUCUCUACUGUACCUUGCUUCCUUUUAUUGCUUCAUACUGUACAGUAGCUCCACCCAACGUAGGACUCAAAGAAGAGGUGCAAGGAUGAGACACGAGGAUGGAGGAAUCGAGGCAACAUGAAUUAGGCAAAUUGAAUGUCCUUGUUCAGUCAAUCAUCAGUUUGAAGCCAUGUCACUUACAGACACGGCUGAUGUGGAGAGGUGAAUCCACAAGUGGAUUAAAGGCUGCACUCGUGUUUCCUUGCUCCCACCUCCUCCUGCAUUCAAAUUAUUGCAAUGUCUAAAGAUGGCAGACUUUAAUCUAUUUCCGGGUCAGGCGAGGAACAAGGAGACAAGGAAGGAUAAAACAAGCAAUUGGAAUGGACCCAAUGAGUUGAGUGGCUGAAGUGACCGGAGUGAACACUCAUGUACUUUGUGGGAAGCUCGUCUUGGGAAAGACUCUUGAGUCACAACUUGAGGAGUUCAUCCAGGACAUCACUGUCAGGGUGAACAUCAUGGCAUGUCAUGGACGACUAAAAGAACGAAACAUGAAUAUUUAAGCAACACUGUAUGUCCCAACAAAACUGCUGGUUUAUUAUUUCUCUGUGUGAACCCUCAUGUUAAAUGUGUCCAUUCCAUCGGCAAGGCGUUUCUUAAGAGCUGUCCAUUUUAAUUAAACACAUUACACCUGUGCAGCUGCAACAAAAACAAGACCAGAAUGUAGUGUUCAGGUGCCUCAAACUUCAGUCUCAGGGGACCGCAGUCUCUGCUGUUUUUUGUUAUUUCCUUUCAAUCAACAGCCAAGUUAGACCUUGGAAACAAGGUGUGGAAAGUUUAAUCAAUCGAUGGCUUAAUUUAAGCACAUAUGUGCAGGAUAAAAACCAGCAGACACUGCAACCCUUGACUCAAGGAUUUGAGUGUGAGAUCCCUGGUAUUGGGGAUGUUAAUUUGUUCAUGCCAGUAGUGUCCAGAGGUAGAAAACCCAGGCCCAGAAGGUUAUCUCUUAUAUUUUGUUCCAAUCUCCUGGAUAUCUCAAUUCUUCAGCCAAGAGGUAGAACUAAUUAGUGAAAUCAGAUGGCUCAAUUGGGUGGAAGAAACACAUGGCAGGACUUUUACUUUCUGACUGCUGGACCUUCCACUUCUGGUAGCCUCAUACCCAUUGACCAGAGACAGCUCCAGACAUUAUUAUCUGAACUGUGAUAUAGUGAUAUACAGUCAGGUCCAUAAAUAUUUGGACAUUGAUAAAGUUAUUAUUUUAGCUGUCUACCACAGGAUAUUGGAGUAAAUAAUUGGACAAUCAUCGUUAUUUCAUUGGACAAUCAUCAUUUUAAUCAUAGAUUAAAUUUGAAUUUCUUUAUAUACUUGGUAUAUAACUUCCUGAUGUCUGUGACCAAUUAACAUCAUCUGUCUGGAUAUCAUAUUUUCAGGUCGUCCUACAAGCGAUAUUAAAACUUGAACUUUGAAUGGAUCUCUAUGGGAAUUGGGGGGUGGGGCUAGUUUCAGCUGUACAUUAUGUCCUGGAAAACAUUUGUUGGCUAAAUGGCUUUUAGUCAUCAAGGGUCCAAGAUAUCAAAUGAGCCUCGAACCAUCAUGCUGUUGUCAGAUAUGCAGUAGAUAUGGAUGGAUCACUUCAAGGGUUGUUUCUCCUUAAUAAUUGCCCUACUGAAACCAAUGGAAAAAUGUAUCAUAUUCAUUAUUUACUUCCAACACAAAUAUCUUGUGGUAGACAGCUAAAAUAACAAUAACUUUGUCAAUGUCCAAAUAUUUAUGGACCUGACUGUAGUAAUCAGAACAGGCUUGGGUGAUGAUUUUUAAGUCUUUUUACAGAAAUUAAGCAAUUGACAUCCCAGCAUGCUCGGGUUGUGUAUAAGAAUGCUUGGCACGCCUUUUUCCCUUUUAUUUUAUCUGUUAAGGCUCGGAGUGAUUGCAGUUGCUUUGAAAGAGGGGUGGCUGUUGGGGCAUGGUUAUCUGAUGACAUCAGUACUGAAGGCUGCUGACGUUCCUUGAGCAACAGUGGCUAGGUCUUGGGGGAAGAACUAGCAGAAAGGCAUACUCCUCAACCUUAAGUUUGACUUAAGAAGUGUUUAUUAAAAAUGCAACUGCACAAAUGAUCGUUUUACCUACAUCAAUCUAUAGAUAUUUGCCAAAAUUAAGGAAACACUUGAGUAGAUGAGGGGUAUAAUGUCUACUGAAAACACGUGCCUCUAUACUGAUGUGGCUUGAGUUAAGGAAGUAACAGGAAAACAAAAUGGUGCCUGGAAAUGCCUGCUGAAAUUGCCUCCAUGAAGUACCCUUUAAUCUUUUGAAAUGCCCUCUUGUUCCAUUUCCACUCAACUUGAAAUGUGUUCAAUUAUUAAUUGAAAUGUUUUCUUUGGUUUUUCCAUUCCCUGUACCAUUUCAAGAUCUUCUCUGUCCUUAUUGAAUGGUGCCUAGUUAUGGAAAACUGUUACUCUGUUAUAGAAACAACUGUUAAACUGUUGUUUCAAAUUGUGUGCUCAAAUUUGACUUUCUUCCUAAACACCCUGUCUUCUUGCUAUUGUCCAUGUGAAUAGCUUUUCUGUUGGAGUUUAACAGGAAGCUAUUCUAUCCUGCAUUAUAUGUAUUAUUGUCAGCAGUUUUACUUCCAAACUGUCAGAUACAUCCCCCAUCCCGAUUUCUGUUUCUUCUGCAAAUAUAACUUCUCUGAGAAAUACGUUUAUUAGGGUGCUUUGUGUAAAUGAGGAAGAGCAGAGGUCUCAAUUUCUGGAGCAUUCUGCUCCUAAUUUCUCUUAUCUUCCCCCUUUUUUGCUACCCCAAAGGCAAUUUUAUUGCACUUUGAGAAAUAAUUUGUUGUUCCUCUUCUAGUGGUUUAGUUUUGAGAGAUUCUGUAAAACUGUUUGUUUCAAAAUGCACCCCCUAAUUCUUAAAGAAUCAUGUUUCACAACAUCCAUCCUUUAUUGUAGUAUAAAACACUGUGUCGCUAAUGAAGCUGUACACAUAUGUAGCUGUCAACUCUUCCCUGCUGAAUCUCUUCACAGAUUAGCUAUUCAGUAUAUGCAAGAUUUUACUGUCAUAAAGCAAUAUAAUUUUCCUGUUGUAAAUGACCUUAACCUGUUCUCUAUGUUUAUUUAUAGAUUUUUUUCUCAAGUGUUUUCAAUUUCUCUUUUUUUAGCAAUAAUAACCAUUUAGCCACCCUGCAUCCCAUUUUAACAUUACCGUGUGUUCUUCAAUGGUAGUCAACUUAUUUCUCUGAGUGUUGUUUUUAUAUAUUAUGCAAAUGUUGCUUCUCCUGUCUUAAAGUCUUAUGGAAAAUGUGCUCAUACAGUUAACUUAUUUUUCUUUAAUUUUGGAAUGAAUUUAUGCUGUGUAUCAUAACAUUUUGUAUAUAUAUUUUUUAAUUAGCACAUAUUAUUCACAGUUCUUUAAGUUGUACCCAUUCUUCCUAAUGUUAUCUCUCAUCUGACUACAAGUGGCUUUUAAAUAGAUUUUGAGGAUGUGCUUUUGACUGGGCAAAUAUGUAAAACUAAUAUGUGAAUUUGUCAUGGCAAUUAUUCUCAGUCCAAUCAUAUCAGCUACAGUUACAGAGUUGUGUAAAAUGCAUACAUGGACAUGAACUUCCUAUUUUAGUGGAGGCAAUCAAUACAACUAAUUAGUAAUCAGUUUAAAUUUCCUCAAGCUAUUUUUAAAAUAGUCUGUGUCUUUUCCUUAAUGGUAAUUUAAGUCAGUAACACCAUCCCUCGGUUAUUACAUUACAUUACAGGCAUUUAGCAGACGCUCUUAUCCAGAGCGACGUACAAUAAAGUGCAAAUCUAGAGUCCUAGAGUGAUCAUGUCUUGUCAUGAAGUGCUGAUGUUGUCAUAUUGUGCUAGUGGCCUCAAGCAUAUUAACAUGAGAUGCCUCUGAUUCACCCCAGAAAUCAACUAUAUGAUUUAAUCUCCUCUUUUUUAGCUGUCAAAGGCAACGUAAAGUGACAAAACACAAUGAAAACAUGCUUUAACUUCAAUUAUACAGGCAGAAUCAUGACUGAGAAAAUCUUCCAUCAACUAUGUAAUAAAGACAGUUAUGAAAUUGGCAGGUAGAGGAAUGACAACUGACCAUUGAGAAGUUAGUGAAAGAAAUGAUGACUUAAUUUUUUAUUUUGUUAUUAAAUCCAUCAGCUUUAAAAUGACAUUAAAUUAAAAAAUAUAUAUAUGAAAUAUAUAAUAUAAUAUACUAUAAUAUAUAGUCCUAGACUAUAUAUGAAAAAAAAAAACCAUCAGAAAGUGAACUAUCCUCUUAAGGCCUGUUGUACACAGAAAUCUGCCCUAAGUGGCCUGGCUAUGAGACACUGAUUCCCUGAGCCAAUCAGAGAUGCAACGUGACCCUGUCCUAGUUAAGCCAGAGUGUUUGUCCUGCAGACUCAAGCCUACCCAAGCCAAGAUCAUUGGUCUGACACUGAGCUAUGGUCCACAGAUCUGCCCCCUGCAGCCCAGGAGUUAUCCAUACGCUCCAUCAGUUCUCUCACCUGGGUGUCAGCCUGGCUGCUGACCAGAUAAGACUCCCCUCCACGCUUGCACAUAUCACCAUCCACACCUUUAAUAACCAAAUCUCAUAUUAUUUUUAACUGAAAAUGACUAGCAUGAGGUAUGAAACUACAAUCUUUAAAAAAACACCCCUGAAAGUAUCUCUACUUCACCUAUUUCAAUGACAUGAGGACAUUACGACUGCUACUGAAUCCACAUGCCAUGUGUCUGUUUGAACCCCAAGCUGUUUGCUGUUUGUUACAGGUAAAAUAUAGGUAUCCUGUAUAGAAUACCUGUGAGGAUAAUUUAUCACCACAAAGACCAACAGCUAUUCCAUAUUGUAUUCAGUCAUUUCUGAGGUACUCUAGGGGUAUUCAAUCAACACAUACGUGCACUUUGCCUGGCUUGGGUCUGCUAUUUGCACUUUUGUGAGUUUCAAUGGGGUUGUUAACAGCACUAAUCUGCAAUGUGAAUCUGACCAUGAGCGAGGGGUUGUGAUGUCAUCCUUAUAAUGGUCUAUGUUUUGAUACUUGAAUGAUUCUGCUUUUAUGAAUAUGUAUAUUGUAUGUAUGUAUGACUGUUUGUAUUUGUUUAUUUCUGCCAUAUUUGUGGGAUUAAGAAUUGAGAGCGGGAAGAUUAAAGACUGUAACAUAUCAUGGUACCAACGUCUCCUCGUUCACAUAGUGGGGGGGAUAACAUCAGACCGAGAGAAUGACCUCAGGUUGACCUCACUACAAAAAAAAAUCAUGUAAAUAACCUCAAGCCUUUUUUAUUCUUUUUUCAUAAUUGUAAAACUAAUAAAUUAAAAAGAAAUGGUAACCCAA